AUGGUGGAACAAACCAGACCCACUGAUGAUGAAGUCUUCAAUAAAGCCACAGCCACUAUGACCACAAGGAACAGACAUCUGGAUCCACCACGCUACCACCGCAGCCGCAGAAAAGAAGAAAAGGAUAUCGAUGCAGUGAUAGAGCAAGCGAAAGAGGCUGGACUUCUAGCUCUUGUGGCAGUAACGGAGCAUUCUGGAGAAUUUGAAAGGCUUGUAGAACUUUCAGAUAGAUACUCAGGAUUUGUGCUACCAUGUCUUGGUGUUCAUCCAGUGCAAGAAAAUCCACCACAAGGACAGCGUGCAGCCACUUUGCAGGAUUUGCAGACUGCACUUCCACUAAUAGAAAAAUAUAAAGAAUAUUUACUGGCAAUUGGAGAGGUUGGAUUGGACUUCACGCCGCGAAUUGCCUGCACUGAGGCACAGAAAAAUGAACAGAGAAAGGUCUUCAUUGAACAGAUUGAAAUUGCAAAGCAACUGGAUUUACCUUUGUAAUGUAGAACUUUAUUUCUGUGAGAACUGAGAGAUGGGGUAUAGGAAAGUCCAAGCUACCUGCUAACUAUUCAUGGCAGGAAAAGAUGAUUGUACAGGCUGACAAUUCAAAUUUAUCAGCUGUUUGAUAUUACAACUAUGUGGUUAAUAGUAUAAUGAAACAAACUAUUUAUUUUUCCAAACUCUCCCAUCUAUUUUCUUACCACUGUUAGUAAUAAUGCUAUAGUACUUACAUUGUGCCUCAUCAAGUUGCAGUUUUCUUUGAACAGAUACAUAAUAUAAUCAUGCCUCAGAAUUUGUACGAUGAAGUUGUUUGCUGAAGAAGCCAGGUAUACUUUAGAGCCAUAAUUCCUAGUUUGAGGAAUUAUUAAAAUUAGAGACCUCAUUAUACAAUUUGCUGGAUUCCAUGCACCUCCAGCUAAAAGGUGAAGGGAACCUGUUGAGGGGAACACUGGUCACCCUGCAGCCAUUAAAUGGCCAAUUGAACUGUGUCCCAAAGUGCUGGAGAAAAACCUGCCUUUGAUUGGUUGAUAGCUUCUGAAACCAGACUUUCUGAUCCAGGAGUUGUAGAAGUCUCACCUUCACUUGUUAACAGAUAAUUGCCCUUCAGCCCUUUUGGAUCAGAAGUCACACCUGAAUCAGAGGCUGGGAGCUCUUCAACACUUAGGGACAGAGGUGUGCAGCAUUGGAUCAGGUUUUGGGGCACUGUUUGGGGACACACUGGGUCUCAUGCUGGCAGGCCAAAGAAAGAGACUGGGGUUUGUGCAGGCAUGGGGGAUUGUCAACCUGGGAUGGGGGUAUUAUGUUACACCAAAGGGUGACCUCUGAUGGAACCAGGGACCAGUUAAGAAGGGCCGUGCCUGACCCUUCCCCAUGCAAGGAAAUCUGUUGGUGUGUCUGCUUGGCAUGGCUUUCUUCUGCUGCCAGUUAAAUCCUGGAAAUGGUAGGAUGAGGCACUCGAGUGAGCUUUAAUUAUCCAUUUAGGAACUUCAGUUGGUCCACUGGCAGAUGAGUUUCCUGAUGCCAGCCACAUCACUGGUAUAAUUACUUUGGCGGCAUAGGCAGGAAGGUGGUGGGCAAGCUCCAUUCUGCAUUUUAGAGUCCUCUACCUUCAAAGUGAUUGGCAGGGUGGUGAUAAAUGCAGCUCUUUAUGAUCUGCACCUUUGUGGACCAGAAAUUUCUGAAUUAGCCAGUUUAUCCUGGGGUUCCACAAAACAUCAUAUGGAGUGAUGUACUACAGUAGUAGUUUUAUUCAGCUUCAAAUGCCAAUACACAGGAUUCUAAAUUCUAAACCCAUCGUAAAUUGCACUGUUUAAAAGUUGUUCACCUAUUUAUCAAAAUAGAAAUAAUGGUCAAAGAGGCAGUGCUUACUGAAAUGUCUUGUAGAACCUUUCAGUGCAUCUUAGGAGAUAAAGCAGCUAUUGUAAAACAUAAUGUUAAAGUUAUUUUCAGAAAGCCUGCUCCCUAUUUUAUUUCAAGGUAAUUAUUAAAUAAGAUUUAAAGGCUGCAUAAUAGUGAUGGAUAGUUAAACAACUAACGGAAGAAGGAGGCCCCAUGAACACCCCCAUCCCUAAUGUUGAUGAAGCCUGCACAUGAGCACAAAAGAUUAAGUUAAAAUGUUAGCAACCCUCUUCAGCCAGAAGGUACAAGUAGAUCCAUCUUGACCUCCACCUGAUGCCCACACCAUCAUGGAUGCCAAACAUGGGCCAAUUUGAUUCACUUCACAUGAUAUCAACAAAUGGUUUAAUGCAAUGGAUACAUGGAGCAAAAGGUGUGGACCCUGAUAACAUCCUGGCUUAAGAUCUGUGCUCCUGAACUGCCUUGUCCCUAAUCAAGCUCUUCCGGCACUGCUACAAUAUUGGCAUACAUCAAGAGAAAUGAAAAAUUGCCCAGACAAGAACAGGAUAAAACCAAUCUUUCCAACUACCACUCUUAUCACUGUAUCAAUUAUUCUCAAUUAUAAGAAAAGUACAGAGCGAUAUGGCGUACUGCGCUAUCAAGCACGUAAUAACCUUUUCACUGACUCUGCGAGACUACCUGGCUCCAGACUUCCAUAGACCAGUGGUAAACAAGAUCAAAGCUGAAUUCCAGAGUGCGGUGAAAGUGUUCACCCCUGAUGUCAAGGCAUCAAGAAUCCCAAGUAAAAUUGAAAUGAGAGGAAAUCGGGAUAAAACCUUCCAUUGACUGGAGUUGUUUCUAGCACAAAGAAGGAUUCUUAUAAUUGUUGAAGACAAUGUAUCUCAACUUCAGAACAUUGCUGCUUGAGUUCGUUAGUAAUGUCCUAGGAUCAGUCAUUUUUGACAGCUUCAUCGAUUACCUUACCUCCAUUAUGAAGUUGGAAGUCAGGAUGUCUGCUAAUGCUUGCCUCGUGUUCAGUUUCAUUCACUGCUCCUCAGUUAAUGAAGUUGCCCAUGACUAUUUGCAGCAAGACCUCGACAAUUUGGGCUUCAAAGUGGCAAGUGACAUUCAUGCUAUACAAAUGCCAGGCAAGAUCCGGUCGAGGAGGUGUACAAGUUGGAAAAUUCCCCUUCAGGGCCCAAAAAGGAAUUGGAUAAGUGCCUAAAAAUAAAUGCUGUUAUAGAAGAAGUGGACUGGGGAAGUCAGACUAGCCAUGUUGUUCUUGCAGUGAUCUGGCAUGAAGACAAAUGGACACAAUAAAGGCAACACGCUUGCACCUGGUAACAAGAUGGAAUUUCUGAUGCACGACCACCUGAGUCCGCAAAGGUACAAGGACAUCAUUUCCAGCUGGGCAAUGUGAGUCCUAGAUGGGACGUGAGACAUUUGUUAAUUCGUAACAUGACAGCUGAGCGGAGAGAGCGUAAGAGAGACAGCUCAAGAGGGAGAGGUGGUGGUAAAACCCAAGGAAAGCCACUGGAGUCUUGAGUAUGUUGCGGUCAGGUGAUGGGGGCUCCCACGUUCCCUCCAUCUUCCCAUUGUAGGUUGCUGCAGUCCUACUCCUAGCCUACAUUGCAAAUAAACUUUCCAUUUUAUAGACUAAUUCUAACAUCCUACCCCUGACAACACCCCCCCUAGACACUGCACCCAGGAGGUUGGAGGCCAAAUCAGCUGUUAUGACUGGAUAUGUUCCUGCACUGACCACCAGUCUUAGUUCGUAUGUUGGAAGCAUCUGGAGCAAAUGAAGAGGCUUUCCCUUUUAAAAGUGACUUGUGGAUUUAUUUACAUAUGAACAGAUGAAUCAGGAGCAGAAGCUAUUCAGCCUUCAAGCCUGCUCUGCCAUUAAGUGAGGUCAUGGUUAAUCUGUUAACCUGUUUGUGCCUUAUUUACUUCUCUUUUUGAAAAUAAGUGCAAGUCAGUAUUUCAGAGUUUGUCUGACUGCUGCAAGAUGUGUGAGAGUAAAAUAAUGUUAUUUUGUCAGUCUAAGACGUUAGUGCAAAGGAUUGUAUAGAAAAAUAAUUUACCUAUUUUAUCUUGACAUUAUUAUUUAAAGUGCGUUUGAUGCAGAUUUUAUUAGAAUUGGUCAGCAUAGGAGAAAUUAAGGUUGAGGGAAUAAGGCACCUGAAACAUUAUUAGUAUCAUGGUCCAUUAUUUCUCUCCCAGGCCACCAUUUCCACCAUUGUCUUCUCAAGUGUAAUUAGGGAUGGGCAAUAAAUGCUAGUCUUGGCAGAGAAGUCCAGAGCCAGUGAAUCAUUGCCUUUUAAAAAUGGCUUCCUCUUGUACAUGAUCUACAUGCUGAAGAAAGAGGAGCAAUUUGAGAUCGUAAGGAAAGUCAGUUUAAUCAUGUAGUGCCACAGGAGAGUCAGACCACUCCACCACUACAAAUCCAGCAUUAUCUGUAAAUGAAGGCUACAUUCUGAGAUAUUUCCCAGAAUCCUUAUCUCAAGUUACCACUCUCUAGAUAGUCCGUACAUUCUCACAUUCCGAUCACUUAAUCUGAACUAUCAACAACUUCUCUUCCCCAGCACUCCUUCCAACGCUAUAGCAAAAAUGCUGUCCCCUCCACACUUCAGCUCAGUUCUGAUGAGGAGUCGUUUAGACUGAGGAUGUUCUCUUGCUCUCUCUCUCUCCCUGGUUGCAGCCUGACCUGCUGUGAUCUCCAGUAUUUGUUGUUUUCAGUACAGAUUCCAGCAACUGCAAUAAUUUGCCUCUAGUCCAUGCAACCUACCUCUUUCAGUAUCCUUUAGUUAGCCCUCCUAAUAUUUCCUUCAUCUCUUUUGAUUAGACAUAUGUAGAGUCCUGUGAAGUGAAUUUCUUCAUUAAGUAUGUUAAUUAAUGAAAAUGUCUGUUCAAUCAUGAAACUUUGAGCAUUAUUUGACUGUCUCAUCUCACAAGGAUUUGUUUCCUCUCAAAUUCUAAAUGAUCUAUCUUUAAAAUCCUUGUUCCUUACCUUGCUAUAGCAUGUGAUCCUGUGAUAUAACACCUGUUUCCCAAUGUCAGAAUACAAAACCAAACACCAAUUCAAAUGAUUUCUUACAACAUCUUUCACAAGUCAUCAUUUGUUCUGUCACAGUGGGUAUCCCUCAUGGCCAUUGUUAUUGCAAAUAAUUAUGGCCCUGGUGAUGGAAUUGACAACUUUCAUUAGGUUCCCAGGUCCUGGGUGGGCAUGAGAGAGCUUGACUCUGCAUCGUGAGGUCCUUAGCAGGGUCUGCUGCUGCUUCUACCAGGAGAUAUUGGAGUGCUGUUAUAUGCUGGUGCCAUGAGGGAAUGCAGCUUACUAGGAAUCUCCAUUGAUGCUCAGAAAGAUUUUGAUUUCAGGCACUUAGUCCAUUAACAGACUUUGUGAAAGAUAAAGUUCUUGGGAGACAGUCAAUCAAAUAUCCUGUGAGUUCCUUUGUAUCACCUACACAUGCAUUGAAAUAACAUGGAAGUUAAGUGUGUCCUAUUUCAUUUUGCCAGGGAAUGUUGUUUGGAUACAUUUUUGCUGAUUAGUUCUGCUUGGUUUUUACCAAGAAAGUGCUGAUAAAUCAGUGGCAAUUAAAUCAUCUGAUGUAAAGCCACAUACACUGAGAAAGCAUUGACAUUGCAACGCAUCCAGUGAUUUUUGGCGCAGUCAUUAUGAUUGAUGUUAACCCAGCGCUCGAUAUACUUAAUUCAAUUUUGAAGAUCAUAGGGGUGAUUUUGACUUUGGAAAAAUCAAAAGUGAUGGUCUAAUACCUGUUUUCCAUUGUCUCUAAACUCAAAUUUACAGCACAUAAUCAAAGUUACCAUGAGGUGUUCAUUUCAAAUGGCUGCUUCCAAAGUAAUGGUGCCUGCAACAUUGGUGGAAGCUUAUAGCACCACUGUAAAAUGUUUGAAUUUAAUUUGGCAGUGUUUCCUAUCAUGCAUUUCUCCAGGAUAUGAUGAUUUCCAGCCUGGGCAUUAAAAGAAAUAGAUAAGAAAUUUGCAGAUGCCUUAAUAAUAAUCUUGAAAAGAUGCCUUGAUUUCAGAAUUGUGCCAUUGGGUUGAAAAAAUUGCCAACAUUUCCCCAUUAUCAAAGAAACAUGAGAAAGAGGAUCAACUAACUACAAGUCUGUUUGUCUAACAUCAGUUGUGGAGAAGAUAUAAGAAUCUGUCAUUAGGAACAGAGUGAUUGGGCACUUGAGAAGAUUUGAGUGGGCUAGAGAUAGCAUGGAUUUCUAAUGAGUAAAUUGUAUCUGACUGAUUUUAUUAAUUUUUUUAAUGUUAUUAAAGUGGUAGGGAAGGCUUGGCCAUCGAUCCUAUCUGUAUGAAGUUUCAGAAGGCACUUGAUAACGGCACAGAGAAAAGUUUUAUGAGCAAAACUGAAAGCAUACCAGAUUGCUGGUAGCCACUCCAUAUCUUGGAAAUUGGUUAGGAUGUAGGAGAGAGAGAGCAGAAAUAACAGUUGGUUAUUCUGAUUGGUGAGUUGCAACAUAUGGUGUUUCCUGGGGAUGUAUAUUGCACAAUGAUUUGGAUGAACUGAUAAAAACAUAUAUCAAAGUUUGCAGGUGACAUUUCAAUUGGGAGAAAAAAUAAGUAGUACAGUUGACAGCAGGAAACUAAAUAGUGAAUAGAAAAAAUGAAUGGGCAGAACUGUGACAAAUGGGAUUCAUUGUGGGAGUACGUCCUGUUUGAUUCUUAAGAGACAAAAUGAUAUUUUCUACAUCCUAACCAAUUGUAAAAAAACUCUAAGGACUCUAGAGAAGUAGAGAUUUGAAUGUCCUUGCAUAGAAAUCACUGCAACUUUUUGAAUAGAAUCAAAAAGAUUAUUGGAAUCUUGGCCUUUAUUUCAGGGGUCUUGAAUACAAAUGAGUAUAAGUUAUGGUUAAGUUAUGCAGAGCUUUGGGCAUAUCCCAUGUGCAGUAAUUCAGUCAGCUUUAGGCACUUCACAGCAGGAAUAAGAUGUCAGCCUUGUUGGGGAUGUAAGGCAAUACUAAUACUAAGGCAAUAAAUGUUAAUUUACAAGGUUGUAUAAACUUUUCUUAUAUUUGCUUUACUGUUGAAGAAUGAGAGGUGAUCGAAUGUUGGCUGAAUUUUCUGAGGAAUGGCAAUAUCACAUGUUACCACUCCACCCCUUUUUUACAAAAGGAGGGAGCUCUAUAUUACUGACAGGAGAUUCCGAACAGGGCUCCUUCAGGAAUACGGAGUUGUAUUUCCAUUCUGACAGUUUUCUCAUAAUGCAGAACUGUCAAGGGAAGGCAAACCAUGCCCUCCUCCUUCCCCUUUUACAAAGCAGUCAUCUGUAGUAUUCUAAGGUUAAAAUGUUCGGGAUCACAGACAGCCACUUUGACAGCUGUUGUAAAAUGGUAAAUUCAGAAGGUAAGUGUGAGGUUAGGUGCCCGGAGAGUAGGGCACCAUAUGGGUAGGGGAUAGGGUAAGAAGUAAGGAAGGUGCUAGUGUGCCGUGUAAAAAGGGUGCCAACAGGAUAAGUUGCCUUCUGGAUAGCGGGUAUAGGUGCAAGAAGGUAGGGUAGCAGGUGGGCAGGAUACCAUCGGUAGGGUUUAGAGUGGAAGAAGGUAGGGAUCUAGGUAACUGAUGGAGUGUUUAGAGUCAGUCAAAGUGGGUGGGAGAAGUCACAUCCAGCAGGGGAGGGUGGCCAAUCAGGUCAGGAGUGGGGGAAAGCAAUUCAGGUCCUAGGGAGCAGAGGCAGAUUGGAUCCAGAGCAGGGAAAGGACAGCCAUACGAGGUGUAGGGCAAUCAGAUCUGGAACAGAUGACUUGGAUCAGCUCCCAGGGGAUGAAGGAG
Molecule: messenger RNA, 7629 nt
Organism: Rhincodon typus (whale shark)
Lineage: Eukaryota; Metazoa; Chordata; Chondrichthyes; Orectolobiformes; Rhincodontidae
Product: putative deoxyribonuclease TATDN3
Exons: 6
Coding region: 1-492 (163 amino acids)
Molecular function (GO): hydrolase activity, acting on ester bonds
Source: RefSeq, a predicted model, not a curated record